CUUCCUGGAGCUCCUCUUCCCCAGGUGGCUCGGCUGAACAAAAAAAUCUCUGACUUACUGCCCAUAUUCCCGCAUUCGUCGGAACGCCCUAAACAGCAAGACAACCACCGUAGUCAUGGUUCAUCUCGCCUCCGUCCCUCAGGACCACGAGAUCAACGCAGGCACCCUGCCCGAGGCGGUGAAGAAGAUCUCCAUGCAGCUUAGUAACGAUGAAGAUCAGUUCACAACGAGUAUCUAUGGCAGCCGAUUUGCUGGCGAGGACCUGCCGAGGCACGAAAUUCCCGAGAACGAGAUGCCCCGGGACAUUGCCUACCGCAUGAUCAAGGAUGAGCUGAGUCUUGAUGGAAAUCCCAUGCUCAACCUGGCCUCGUUCGUCACUACCUACAUGGAGGAGGAGGCCGAGAAGUUGAUGACGGAGUCCUUCUCCAAGAACUUCAUCGACUACGAGGAGUACCCCCAGUCUGCAGACAUCCAGAAUCGAUGUGUCUCCAUGAUUGCGCGCAUGUUCAACGCGCCGACCAGCGACGAGAACUGCAUCGGCACGUCAUGUGUGGGUUCAUCCGAGGCCAUUAUGUUGGGCGUACUGGCCAUGAAGAGGCGCUGGAAGAACAAGAUGAAGGCUCUCGGCAAGUCCACCGAGAACCCCAACAUCAUCAUGUCAUCCGCAGUUCAAGUGUGCUGGGAAAAGGCGGCGAGGUACUUCGAGGUGGAGGAGAAGCUGGUCUACUGCACAAAGGACCGUUUCGUCAUCGACCCCGAGGAGACGGUCAACCUCGUCGACGAGAACACGAUUGGCAUCUGCGUCAUCCUCGGCACCACAUACACGGGCGAGUACGAGGACGUCAAGAGUGUCAACGACCUCCUCGUUAAGAAGGGGCUGGACACGCCCAUCCACGUCGACGCUGCCUCCGGUGGCUUCGUAGCGCCUUUUGUCAUUCCCGACCUCGAGUGGGAUUUCAGAUUAGAGAGGGUCGUCUCCAUCAACGUCUCUGGCCACAAGUACGGACUCGUCUACCCUGGCGUUGGCUGGGUAGUUUGGCGAAGUGCCGAGUAUCUCCCCAAGGAACUCGUUUUCAACAUUAACUACCUGGGGGCAGAACAGUCGUCUUUCACGCUGAACUUUUCCAAGGGAGCUAGCCAGGUCAUUGGGCAGUAUUAUCAGUUGAUACGACUUGGCAAGAAGGGCUACCGCGCCAUCAUGAGCAACCUCACUCGCACGGCGGAUUACCUUUCAUCAGCUCUUGAGGCGCUUGAUUACACCAUCAUGAGCAAGAAGUCUGGCGAAGGGCUACCGCUAGUCGCCUUCCGCUUGAAGGAAGACGCGGACCGCAAUUGGGACGAGUUUGCCCUGGCUCAUAAGUUACGGGCCAGAGGAUGGGUCGUUCCGGCUUACACGAUGGCACCACACACCGAAAACAUGAAGAUGCUCCGAGUCGUCGUGCGAGAGGAUUUUACCAAGAACAGGUGUGACGCCUUGAUCUGCGACAUCAAGCUUUGCAGUGGGUUGCUUGAUUCGAUGGACAAAGAUUCCAUCAAGAAACACGACGAGUUCGUCCGCAGACAUACCAUGCGCAGCUCCGUUUCAAAGCACAAUCACCCCGAAUACAAGAACGAGGAGCACUCUCUCCAAGGCAAGCACGGCAAGACGCACUCGAUCUGCUAGAUUUGCGAGGUAUACUGGCCAAGUUCGACGGCUAUUUGGGACUACCUCUUUCUCUUAUAGACACGAUGUAAACAUGUAGAAUCGACGAAAAAGCACAUGCUGCGUUAGACCUGUUAGCAAUACUGGGAUCACAUGGAUGACUUGUUCAAUCUCGAUUAUCUCGAUUAAAUUCAAGAACAAAGAACAAGUUAUAAAAGAAAAAAAUUUACAU
Molecule: messenger RNA, 1874 nt
Organism: Pseudomassariella vexata
Lineage: Eukaryota; Fungi; Ascomycota; Sordariomycetes; Amphisphaeriales; Pseudomassariaceae
Product: pyridoxal phosphate-dependent transferase
Exons: 6
Coding region: 116-1663 (515 amino acids)
Biological process (GO): L-glutamate catabolic process
Cellular component (GO): cytosol
Molecular function (GO): glutamate decarboxylase activity; pyridoxal phosphate binding
Source: RefSeq, a predicted model, not a curated record